This is a messenger RNA of Sycon ciliatum, 5157 nucleotides long. RefSeq names its product guanine nucleotide exchange factor DBS-like. Lineage: Eukaryota; Metazoa; Porifera; Calcarea; Leucosolenida; Sycettidae. Bases 776 to 4696 code for a protein of 1306 amino acids. Gene Ontology annotation, cellular component: cytoplasm. The record is from RefSeq and is a predicted model, not a curated record. The transcript is spliced from 26 exons. Gene Ontology annotation, molecular function: guanyl-nucleotide exchange factor activity.
GUACUGAGCUGCAUCGGCGCGCCUGGUUCGUGACCGAGCAACACCACAACAAGUAGCCCUGCGUGAGAAACAUAAUGCUUUGUGAAGUCCUGGAUCUGUGCACCAGUGACAGCGACGAGCUGCGGACGACUGUGUUGUGUGCUUGUGAUAAGCAGCCACGUAGAUCUACGUAGAGCCCCUCUCAGAAACCAGGUUUUUGGCACGUGCGCACCUGGUCCGUGACCGAGACGGCAAGAGAUAAUGUUACUGGGCCUGUAAAGCUACAUCCGUCAUCACUACAGCACUCACUACAGCAGGAUAGGUGCAAGGGAUCCGGGGAGGAAAGACGUGAGAAGGCUAGCGCCAGCAGCGGUGCUUAUCCUUAUCUCACCUCCUGUUUGGUAGUGUUGGGCGCACAAACACCUUCCACGCCAGUCAUCCUGGAACUUCGCCGCUGUUGGCUGCUCUCUUCUGCAAGGGAACAGUUUCCUGUUCGAGAGGACGAAUAGAUCUACCUCGGAGCGGGUUUGAGUUGUGUUCACUCGCGGCUUGCCCAGUCACAGGCGCGUAGCUGAAGCCUUUUACCGGCUUUGCGAUAUGGCCGGUUUCUCGACGAGCAGUUCUCGCGCCGGUUUCUAUUCCCUCAACACCUUACAGAAGUAAAGCCGUACGCCCAGACUACCGUUGGGGCAUUGGAAUGCGACAACAAGCUAGUGAACUGGUAGCCUGCACGCAUAGUGCUUCCCCAAUUUGACGACUCCUCGCGUGUCCGGAAUCAGCUCCAGAAGGUACUGCAAUGGCCAGUCUAAAUCCCAAAGCUAGCGAUGUUCUCUCCAGCCUGCGCUUGAAGGUGGCGUACUUUGCAGGUGGUGAGUACAACGGUCGACCUAUCCUAUGCAUUCCAGCAUCAGCUUGUACAGCAGUGUUGACCAUUGAUGGUAGAGAGCUGAAGAGACUUUUCACGUUUCUCGUCUGGGCAGGAUCCAAUGGAAUCGUGCAGAAGAAACAAGUGAAGUACAGCGUUGUGGCCAGCCUACGCAGUGGCGAAUGGAGUCAACUACGGCGAUAUCUGUCAAAACUGGAGGCUGCCUUGCCACCGGCUGCCGAGUGCAUCUACGUUCUUACCCCUCAGCAAAGAGUUAGUCUGACCAAGUUCAGUUACAAAUCUCAGCUGACGGACUUUGCGAUCAAGGUUGUAACAGUGGGUAUGAAGACGUUGCUUAGCCAUGUACCAGCAUCACAGCUAACAGAGGAGUAUGGAGGGACUCUGAUAUACAACCAUGCUGACUGGGUUGACCUGCUACUGCGGUAUGAGAGGUCAGCAGGUCCGUGCUCGCAGGAGCUACGUGCAGUCAAGGAUCUUACAGAGAAAGUCGUCUCUUCGGACAUUGCAAGGGACACCGUGACGGGCAUCAGUGCUGCAAAGGCGGACAUGCAGGAGCGAGUCGGAGUCUGUCUGGAGAUUGCGCGCAAAUCCCAAGUGCCGCUGGAGAACCUUGCUGGUGAUCUUCAUCGCAGUCCAUGCUCUUAUCGUCUCUGCACAUCGACUUCGUUCUUCAUCGGACUGGUGUCGUGUGUGGAUGAACUAGUCACAACUAUGACACAGGCCAUUCAAAACCUGGAGACAACGUGCCACAAGCAGGCAGAGGAGCUCGAACAUGCUGCAUCCACGCUAGACUACACAAACUCAAUCGGAAAGUGCUCAACAUCCUUGUCAGACCAUCUAGCCAGAUUGCAUGCAAGCUGCAGUGAUGUGGGAGACUCGUUCUCGGCAGCGUGCACUCUCCUGGCUGCACACCUGAAAGUUAUCGAGAGUGCUCAGGUGGACUUAUUGGCAAUGCAAGGGCUGCUUGACCGAAAGGCAGCUAUCGCAGCACUGGAUGGUGGACGACAAGCCGAUGCUCUCACUACCAUCUGCACCGAGUUGAACAGCGCUGGCGACAGGCUGGCGCAUGACCUAGCGCGAAGACAUCUGCAACUGGAGAAGGCCAAAUCACUGCAUUCUCUUGUACAUGAGGCUGAACACCUGUGUGAUGUGGCAUAUCGACUGCUAGCGACUCAGAACCUGGACGCGUGUUUGACAGAAGAUGGUUCUGGUGAUGCUAUCAACGAUGUGAUGUCUCUACUAGGCCAGGUAGCCGACAUCCCAAUUGAGCAGAUGAUCACUGUAGGCAAGGAGAUGCCAGCUGACUGCUCACUGGCCAAGAAGAGUGGGAAGGUGAUGACGCGGCGCGAUGACUUGGUCGUUCUGCUGAAAACACGAUCAGACAGCCUUGGCGGGCUGCUGCUGAGUCACCAGAGUAUAGUCGAUGACCUGAAGGCACAAUUGGCUGAGCAAGAUGCCAUCAGUAUGUCCAGCGAGAGUAGUUAUGAGCAGCAGGGUGAUAGCGGACACGGUGAGUCGGCCGUACAAACAGCUGACGAGUUCUCGCCGUCACACAUUCCCGAUGUCAACUGGGAUCUGGACAACUCGAGUAUCGUGAGUGCUCCGGCAGUGACAAGCAACUCUCACGAUCGACAUCCACUGCGCUCGAGCUCUGCCUCUACUCUUCCCUCAGCACACAGGAAUAGCACAUUGGGAUCUGGCAUUUACCGGACCUCGAGCAGCCAAGACUCACCCGUUCUAAAUGGCUGGAGAGAUGAUGACAUUGGAGAUCUUCUGCAGGACGAAGAGACUGAUUUGAGUGUGCUGGAGAAACGCAGGUGCAUAGCCCGUGAGCUGAUCACGACGGAGCGGGUAUAUAUCAAUGAUAUCCGUGACAUUGUUGAUACAUACUGGAGUGCAAUGGACACAACAGCCAAUCCUAAAGUUCCGCCAUUCCUUGCUGGCAAGCAGUCGACAGCCUUUUGCAAUCUUCCAAGAAUACUGGACUUUCACGAGAACUCGUUCUUGACGGAGCUAGAAGGCUGCAUGGACAACCCGCUGUUACUGGGGAUGAGCUUUGUCAACAACUAUCGUCAGUUUCAGCUGUACAUUCCGUAUUGUAAGAACAAACAUCGCUCCGAUACACUGUUCGAGGAGUAUGAAGGCAGUUUCUUUGAGGAGUUACGCAUCAAGCGUGGACAUCGACUGUCACUUCACGACUAUCUCAUCAAGCCUGUGCAGAGGAUUACCAAAUACCAACUGAUGCUCAAGGAAAUGCUGAAGAACUGUGCGAAGGCGUACGGUGCACGCAAGACUAUCCAGUCUGCAUUGGAUACUAUGCUGGAGAUCCUACAGCAGGCCAAUGAUGUCAUGCACUCGUCCGGUAUCCUAGGUUACCCGGGUAGCUUGUUAGAGCAAGGCCACGUACUGAUGCAGGACACAUUCCAGGUGGUCCCGACGUCGUCCGUGAAGAAAGUCCUGCACCGCUCGGUGGCUGAGCGAGAACGCCAAGUCUUCUUCUAUGAACAGGUUCUGAUCAUGACCAAGCGACAGCCUCAGCGUCUAGGUCAAAGUAGGACAAUUUACAACUACAAAGACCAUAUCAAGCUAUCGGACGUAGCACUGACAGAGAGUGUUAAUGGGGAUCAGUGCCGCUUUCAGGUGGCCCAACACCGCGGCACCAAGUGCUUCAUUCUACAAGCGAGGAGCCCGGAGGUGAAGAAGAUCUGGGUAACACGCAUCCGGCAGUCACUCGAAGAACAGCUCCGUACAAUGCAGAAUCGACAACAUCAUAAUGAAGUUGGAGUCAGCUGGGUUACUGCCGAUGCAAAUCGCUCCGGAUCCGUGGUAUCCAGUGAAUACACCAUGUCGAAACACAACACCUUGUCACAUACUGUAACUCCAGAUGGCAAUGGUCCCGAGCCAUUUGCACUGUCCCAUACUCGCAAGUCACUGCCGAUGGACCGCAGGCUGUCACCCAGUCCAAGUCGAGGCCGCCAAUCUCGCUCCAGGAGCCAGAGCCCGUUCGCGGCGGACAAGCGCAAGGCGUCGAGUGAAAGUCCAUCACGCGCUCACUUGUGCCUGCUGCCACCCAUUGCCAAGGGACCGGGUCCCCGAGGCCGUGCGUCCAGUCCUAAUCUGCACAACACAAGUCCAAUACACCACCCUGCUGCACAGGGACGGCGCUUUCACAGUAUGUGCAUACCAGAAACACGCCCAGGACUGUUCAGGCAGUCACCCUGCUCUGACAAAUCCAGCGGUCACUCUCGCUCUCCCAGCCCGUCGCAGCAGUGCAGCAGCGGACAAAAGAUCGCCUUUGGCAGCCAGCGUUCUCUCAACCGAGGAGGCCCGAGUGAGCCACCACCACCAAUACCUCCUAGACCCAAUGCUAUCGCUACUCUUCCUCCGCUCAGGUCAGUAAUCCCACGCACACCGCCAGCAAUACGCAGACGAGAGCGAACCCGCAAGACAAGCAGUGUCUGCUCCACCUCAUCUUUCCACUUGAACAUGAUGAUGGAAAGCGACGGCUCUGUCAGCGAGGGGCUCAGUGCCAAGUCCCCACCGUCGUUUCACCGUAGCUUGGACUGCAUACCAACGGCAGCAGCCGCGCAAAUUAUGAUAUCACAGCCAACUCCAUCGCCUCGCGUCACGACAAGCUUUGCAUUUCCGACCACCAGCAAAGCAACGGCCCGCAAGAUAUCCCCUGUUGUGCUGUACAAUCCCUGGAAGUCUACAGACGUUGAACACCAGCAGGUAACGGACACCGAACCUCCUGCAUCGGCCUCCCCCGUACACUCAACAACAGCUAGAACAGUCAAACCACCGGGUUCAUACACAGAGCAUGACCUCUGAAUGGAAAUAGUACACCGAGCAUGAUCUCUGAAUGGAAUUAGUACACCCGGCAUGAUCUCUGAAUGGAAUUAGUUCGUACCAUGUAAAAAGUAACAGCGGUGGUGUCAGAUUAGAACAUCACACCGUUAUUAGCCAAGUGAAAGUAGCAGAUGAAUUGCCGUAUAUUAGUCAGCCACAUAAGACACGAUAGGGAGAUAAACUAACUGUGUACAUAUUCUUGAGCACUGCUCUAUAUUUUGACCGCAGAAUAAUUAUAUAAACAAUGCAAAUAUCAGAUAGAAAAUAGGGACUCAUGACAUACAUACUUACGGCUUUCUUUAUAAUCUACAUACGUAUGAUGGUAAUAUUAUUAUGUUUGGAAGGCUUUGAACGAGACUUGUACUUGCUACUUGCCAGUCGGCAAGAGCACGAUCUUGAUUGAUUCUGAACUCUUGUUCACAAGGUCUAUUCCUUUUACCACA